GGGACUAUUUCUGGGGCAACAACAGGGCCUCCGGAGGACCGCAGACAUAUUUAUUACACCAUGAUGGAAGAACUGCAUAGCCUAGACCCCCGACGGCAGGAGCUGCUGGAGGCUCGCUUCACUGGGGUCGGCGUGGCUAAGGGUUCAGGUCAGAAUGAGUCAUCCAAUCAGAGUCUAUGCAGUGUGGGCUCUCUCAGCGACAAAGAGCUAGAGACUCCAGAGAAAAAGGUGAACGACCAGAGAGCGAGAAAACGGAAAGCAGACCCCUUUGACAGCAGCCAAGGUGAGAUUGGGAGCAAGGGACAUAAAAUUAGCGAUUAUUUUGAGUUUGCGGGAGGCAGCGGUCCUGGUACCAGUCCCGCCAGGGGGAUUCCACCAGUGGUCCGCUCUUCCCCACAACACUCCCUCUCCAACCCGCCUGUCACGGUGCAGCAGGGAAGCCCCUCUUCUCUAAGCUCAGCCAACACAGAGCACUCGUCGUGUUCGCUGAAGCCUGCCACCCUUCACAUGCUGCACAAAGCCACACAGUCUGACCUUACCAUAGAGAAGCUAACCGCAAUGGAGAACAACAAGAACUCUGACCUGGAGAAGAAAGAGGGCCGAAUAGAUGAUUUGCUGCGGGCAAACUGUGAUCUACGGAGACAGAUAGAUGAGCAGCAGAGGAUGUUGGAGCGAUACAAGGAGCGCUUAAACAAGUGUGUGACCAUGUCCAAGAAGCUGCUGAUUGAGAAAUCCAAGCAGGAGAAGAUGGCGUGCCGGGACAAGAGCAUGCAGGACAGACUUCGACUGGGCCACUUCACCACAGUAAGACAUGGAGCCUCCUUCACUGAGCAGUGGACGGACGGAUACGCCUUCCAGAAUCUCAUCAAACAACAGGAAAGGAUCAACUCCCAGCGAGAGGACAUCGAGAGACAGAGGAAGCUGCUGGCCAAGCGCAAGCCGCCCUCCAUGGCCCAGACUCCCCCUCCGAGCCUGGAGCAGAACAAACGCAAGAGCAAGACCAAUGGAACAGAGAGCGAGGCGUUAUCGCAGGCAGAGUACCACGAGCAAGAGGAAAUCUUCAAGCUAAGACUAGGUCAUCUUAAAAAGGAGGAGGCUGAGAUCCAGGCAGAGCUAGAAAGGUUGGAACGAGUGCGGAACCUGCACAUCCGUGAGCUCAAGAGGAUCCACAAUGAGGAUAAUUCCCAAUUCAAAGACCACCCUACGCUAAAUGACCGCUACCUGCUACUCCAUUUACUUGGACGGGGAGGUUUCAGUGAAGUUUACAAGGCCUUUGACCUAACAGAGCAAAGGUACGUUGCAGUCAAAAUCCACCAGUUAAACAAGAACUGGAGGGACGAAAAGAAGGAAAAUUACCACAAACAUGCAUGCAGAGAAUAUAGAAUUCAUAAAGAGCUGGACCACCCACGGAUAGUCAAACUCUACGACUACUUUUCACUUGACACUGACUCGUUCUGCACAGUCCUGGAGUACUGCGAAGGAAACGACCUGGACUUCUACCUGAAGCAGCACAAGCUUAUGUCAGAGAAGGAGGGCCGCUCCAUCAUCAUGCAGAUUGUCAACGCCCUCAAGUACCUCAAUGAGAUCAGACCGCCCAUUAUCCACUACGACCUCAAACCCGGUAACAUCCUCCUGGUGAACGGCACAGCCUGCGGGGAAAUCAAGAUCACAGACUUUGGCCUGUCGAAGAUCAUGGACGAUGACAGCUACAACUCAGUGGACGGGAUGGAGCUGACGUCACAGGGAGCAGGGACAUACUGGUACCUGCCCCCAGAGUGCUUUGUGGUUGGGAAAGAGCCACCCAAAAUCUCCAAUAAGGUGGACGUGUGGUCAGUGGGAGUAAUUUUCUACCAGUGUUUGUAUGGCCGCAAGCCCUUUGGCCAUAACCAGUCCCAGCAGGACAUCCUGCAGGAGAACACCAUACUGAAGGCAACGGAUGUGCAGUUUCCCCCCAAACCAGUAGUCACACCUGAAGCUAAGGCCUUUAUAAGGCGCUGUCUGGUCUACCGUAAGGAGGACCGCAUCGAUGUGCACCAGCUGGCCAGUGACCCCUUCCUCAUGCCCCACAUUCGCAAAUCGGUAGCCUCCUCGGGCACCUCAGGCAUGGCCAUGGCCUCCACCUCCAGCUCCUCCAACAGCAGCGCCUCAAACUGAGCCCACGCCCCUUAACAGACUGACCGAACCGAUUGGAAGGAUGGGGUGGGGGAAGCGACGCCCGAUUGCGUCCCGCCCCACAGCAUCCCACCUUGCCAUGUAGAGCCCAAGAGAAACCGCUGGGACACCGGCAAGGGGUGGGUGGGGAGUCAUGGACGGGGUGGGAAGGGGACCCCUGUCACCCUCCAUCCCCCCCUCGUGUCCACCCACCCCAACCUCCCUGUCCUUCUCUCCCAAUGGGGUGGCAUUGUUCUGGGGGUCAAAGCCCUAGACAGCUCACGCUGCAGGAAGUGAGGUUUGGCACUGCGCUGAUGAAAAGCUGGGGUUCAGUGUUUGGGAUUUUUUUCUUUUCUGCUAAAAUAAAAAGAGAAAAUAAAAGAAGUAUAAAACUGCUUCAGCCUGGACAGAGGGAAAGGACUGUUGAAGGCUCCAUACACACACGCACACACACACACACACACACACACAUAAACACACACAUACACCUACACUUAAACAUGCAUGAACCAUUCUGGUCCAAGGUAGUCUGAACUCGCUGAGUUCAAAGCUUUGGUUUGUACUCGUCCCCCAGAACCUGACUGAGAGUACCAGUCGAGCCUGUUAUUGUACUGAACCUAAAUAUCUAUGGCACUAUGUGAUCCAGCCCACUCAUUCUGGGCCCCACCCCCCCUCAAAUUCCAGACCCAGAUAGUUUGUGACGAGGAGGGCAAGAAGCUACAACCCCCCCCCCCGUCCCCUCCACCCAGCAUCACUACCACCUAACCCCUCCCUCACGUCUCCUCGUCGAACUCCUGUGACCAAAGCUUAUAACUUCCAGUUGGUGGCAGUGUUCCACCUCAGUUUUUAUAAUGAAUGGUUUUAGAGUUGUGUUACUUGAUAUGAAGUGGAAGCUGUUGACGAAUGAUCCCUUUUACAUUUUUUUAAAACUUUACAAUUUAACCAGUUUUAUGGAGAAACUUUUGUUUGUGUUUUUCAAGUUGCCUUUAAUUAGAACUGUUAUUGUUUUGAUUGGCCCCCUAUCAUAAACACACAUAUUUAUUUAGGUAUGUUUGAAUUUAUUUUUGGCCAAUAAAAUGCAAGGGACUGGUUUACCUAAUAGUACUGUUGGGGGGAGAUUGGGCCUUAGCAGUGAGUUGCAUAAACCAUUAAAUACUAUUGGUUAAAAAUU
Myripristis murdjan (pinecone soldierfish) is the source of this 3322-nucleotide messenger RNA. RefSeq names its product tousled-like kinase 2 (gene tlk2). NCBI's taxonomy places the organism in Eukaryota, Metazoa, Chordata, Actinopteri, Holocentriformes, Holocentridae. Gene Ontology annotation, molecular function: ATP binding; protein serine/threonine kinase activity. The coding region runs from base 61 to 2154 and encodes 697 amino acids. Gene Ontology annotation, biological process: peptidyl-serine phosphorylation; chromosome segregation; intracellular signal transduction. The record is from RefSeq and is a predicted model, not a curated record. Gene Ontology annotation, cellular component: nucleus; perinuclear region of cytoplasm. The transcript has 21 exons.